UGCUCAUUUCUCAACCCAAAACUUCCUCAACUCAACAACUGCCAUCCCUCCAUUCGCACUCUCGGAAAAGAUCCUACGUCGCUGGUCUCCAAGACUACAAUCCCAAGACUGCUUCUUUGACAAGUGAAAGAAAGCGCCCUCCUCAACUCACACGCUCCCCCCAACGCAGGCACGCGAUAGUACAACCACUUCACUCAGCAGCUCUACCCUCCAAACAUGGCUGCUCGACCAAACAACAUCGGCAUCAAAGCCAUUGAGCUGUACUUCCCCAGCCAGUGUGUCGACCAGGCAGAGCUCGAGAAGUUCGACGGCGUCAGCGCUGGCAAAUACACCAUUGGUCUCGGCCAGACUCGAAUGAGCUUCUGCGAUGACCGUGAAGACAUCUACUCUCUUACCCUCACGACCGUUUCCUCCCUCCUCCGCAAAUACAACAUCGACCCAAAAUCGAUCGGCCGACUCGAGGUUGGCACCGAGACUCUUCUCGACAAGUCCAAAUCCUGCAAGACUGUGUUGAUGCAAUUGUUCGAGCCAUGCGGCAACACCAACAUUGAGGGCGUGGACACCGUCAAUGCCUGCUACGGAGGCACCAAUGCACUUUUCAACACCCUCAACUGGAUGGAGUCGUCGGCCUGGGACGGUCGCAACGCCAUUGUCGUUGCUGGAGACAUUGCGCUGUACAAGAAGGGCAACGCGAGACCGACUGGAGGCGCUGGAUGUGUGGCCAUGCUCAUCGGCCCAGACGCGCCAUUGGUCAUCGAGCCAGGUCUUCGUGGAAGCUUUGUCAAGCACGCCUACGAUUUCUACAAGGCCGAUCUCACCAGCGAAUACCCUCUCGUGGACGGCCAAUACUCCAUCAAGUGCUACACGGAGGCUGUGGACAAGUGCUACGAGGCAUACAACGGACGGGAGAAGACUCUCAAGAGCCAGGCAAAUGGACACUCAAACGGCGUGGACGCAGCACAAGAGGCUCCUCUUGAUCGCUUCGACUACAUGUGCUUCCACGCUCCCACUUGCAAACUCGUUUCCAAGAGCUACGCGAGAUUGCUCUACAAUGAUUACCUUGCGGAUCCGACCAACGAGCUGUUCAAGGAGGUGCCAGCUGAGCUCAAAGAUCUGUCCUACGAGGCGUCGAUUACGGACAAGACGGUGGAGAAGACAUUCAUGGGACUGGCCAAGAAGCGCUUCGCCCAGCGUGUACAGCCAUCGAUCCAGGUUCCGACCAUGUGCGGAAACAUGUACUGCGCUUCGGUCUACGCCUCUCUGGUUUCGCUCAUCUCCAACGUCUCCUCUGCCGAUUUCCAAGGAAAGCGUGUCGGAAUCUUCUCCUACGGAUCUGGUCUCGCUUCAUCGCUCUUCUCGCUCAAGGUCAAGGGCAGCACCGAGGAAAUCACCAAGAACCUCAACCUCCAAGAGAGACUCGACGCACGCCGCGUGGUUGCGCCAGAGGUCUACGACGAGAUGUGCAAUCUCCGCGAGAAGGCACACCUUCAGAAGGACUUCAAGCCAAAGGGCAGCGUCGACACGAUACUGCCAAACACAUACUACCUCACCAACGUGGACGACAUGUUCAGGCGAGAAUACGAGGUCAAGAAGGAGUGAGGGUCAUUGAGUGAAGACCUUGACGGAUGACCAAAGCGCAGGGACAUGUAUAGGGAGUUUUGAAGGAUAAGGCUGUUGCCAGGAUCAAUUGGCACAGCAGAGAGUUUAGAAGGCAAGGC
Messenger RNA from Zymoseptoria tritici IPO323, 1718 nucleotides. RefSeq names its product hydroxymethylglutaryl-CoA synthase (gene ERG13). The transcript is spliced from 3 exons. The record is from RefSeq and is a predicted model, not a curated record. Gene Ontology annotation, molecular function: hydroxymethylglutaryl-CoA synthase activity. Gene Ontology annotation, biological process: acetyl-CoA metabolic process; ergosterol biosynthetic process. Bases 217 to 1599 code for a protein of 460 amino acids. Lineage: Eukaryota; Fungi; Ascomycota; Dothideomycetes; Mycosphaerellales; Mycosphaerellaceae.